AUGGAUCAACCAUUUGGCUUCAUCCGACAGAUUCAGAGGAGUAAGAGAUUCAUGCUAAAACUUCGAGCAAUUCGUAUAUUCGAAAAGUCAUAUGAUUCCAUUGGGCUGAGACAAUUGGAGAUCGUAUUUCAUGAUGAAGAGGGGACUCGCAUUAGUGGUAUUAUUCGUGGUGUUCAUUUAUCAAAGAUGGCUGGCUAUUUCCACGAAUGUGGCGUAUAUAAACUCCGGAACUACUAUUUAGACAGCAACAUAGAUAAGUAUCGAUCUACAGUUGCAAAAUACAAACUCCUUAUUCAUAGCAAUACAGAGGUUCUAGAAAUGCACACAUACUUUCCUUCUUGGCAUUUUCAAUUUCGUAGCUUUGCUGACUUUCAAGAUGUUGAGAAUGUGGAUGAAUCUUAUCUUUUCGAUGUUAUUGGUAUGGUGAUUGAAAUUUGUCCGGUUCAGUCUAAAUGGGUUCAUGGACAAAAAAACCAAAUGAUUGUCUUUUCACUCAUGGAUUUAAAUGGCAUUGUUAUUCAGUCCACACUUUGGGGUCAUUAUGUUGACCAACUCAUUGCUUUUGAAACUCACUUUGAGUCCGAGGCAACUGGUGAACCGUGGGUGCUAAUUAUGCAGCUUUGUCAGGCACGAUUUUGGGAAGCUGAGGUUCAAUUGGCUACCCAUAUGAAUGUCACCCGUCUACAUGCUGUUGCACCAUUCCCAGAUUUGAUUGAUUUUCAGCGGAAAUUUUCAGCAAGCCCAUGGGCCAAGAAGAGGAAAUAUGUCACCAAUAGCAAAAUUGUUUUGAAGAGUGAAAUGGAAGAGCUAGAAAAUGGUGAUUUAGUCAUUAGUUCUGUAGAUUCUCUAUUUGACUCUGACGAGGAAAUCAAAUGUUGGGUAUGUGCUACAAUUGAUUCAAUUGUUGACGAAUGGUGGUACCUCGCAUGUAGACGUUGCAAAGGCAAGAUGGCUGAUGAAGAUGGAAAAUUAAGUUGCACCAAAUGUGCACAUCAAUUUGGAGUAACAAGGUACAAAAUUCGCUUGAUUGUUUCGGAUUCAACAUCAAGUGCAACGUUCAUUUGUUGGGAUAGGGAAUCAGAAAAGAUGAUUGGAACACCAUGUGAGGCCUUGAUAAGUACAUUUCUUCACGAGGUCCGUGUAUAUCCAAAACAUCCAUCUGGGCAGAAAGCUUCAUUUCCAGUCGUAAGGGUUGUGGCUGAUGAAACUUUAGUCUCCAUGUACAACCAAUGGUUCGUGGAGAACGAGGGAUCUGACUUUCUUACAGUUCUGCAAAGGGAAGACCACGACAAUGGGUUGGAUGCAACUUUGGAUGAUGAGGUUUCUACACCAUUAAAGUUUUUUCAACCUAUCGAAAAGGGUGACACUUCCACAGCAAAGCGGAAGCUUCUGAAUGAUUUAUCCACAACACCCAAUGUGGAUCAAUUUGUUGGAUCAGCAGAUGCCGGUAAAGGGAAGGGCAAGAUGGAGAAACUGGAUCCCAGUGCAUUACAAGAUGAGGACGUUGCUGAAAAUUGA
Molecule: messenger RNA, 1518 nt
Organism: Striga asiatica
Lineage: Eukaryota; Viridiplantae; Streptophyta; Magnoliopsida; Lamiales; Orobanchaceae
Source: the annotation of a GenBank genome assembly